UUUUUUUUUUUUUAAAAAAAAAGAAGAAAAGAAAAAUCUUUUUUUUAUAUACCAAAAUUAUAAGAAAAACUCAAACAUAAUUAAAGAGAAUUAAUUAAAGAAUUACAAUCAAUAAUAAAUUAAAAAACAUGUCAUCAGAAAAAACUACAACACCAGAUACAACUUCGACGGAUUCAAACACUGUGGAGGAAAUAAAAAACGUCAAUGAUAAUAAAGUUGAGACAAACAAUGAUUUAGAAGCCCAAACAACAGUUGGUGGCGAUAAUAAUGCAACGCCAAGAAAUGGACAACCCCUAGUACAAUUAGGGAGGCUCCAAUUAUUUCUAGUGAUGUUUGGGUUGGCAUUUGGUGUUUUGUUAGCUGCAUUGGAUCAAACUAUCGUUGCGACGGCAUUACCAGCGAUUGCUUCAGACUUUAAAGCAUUGGAUAAAAUUGCAUGGGUUGCCACUGCUUAUUUACUGACAAUGACGGCUUUCCAACCAACUUAUGGAAAAUUUUCCGAUAUUUUCGGCAGAAAAGCAACGUUCUUAUUUGCAGUUAUAACGUUCGAAAUAGGAAGUUUACUAUGCGGUUUAGCUCCAAAUAUGACCACAAUGAUUAUUUUCCGUGCCAUAGCCGGUGUAGGAGGUGGUGGUAUUCUCAGUUUGGUUAUGAUUAUAAUAUCAGAUAUCGUUUCGCUUCAAGAUCGUGGAAAAUAUCAAGGAAUGAUUGGUGGUGUUUAUGGUGUCUCUUCCGUGAUAGGUCCAUUGCUCGGUGGAGCUUUUACAGAUCACGUAACUUGGAGAUGGUCAUUUUAUAUUAACCUUCCGUUGGGAGCAAUAACAGUUAUUGUAGCAAUAUUCUUACUCCGUAUACCACGUCCAAAAGGUUCAUUAUUGCAAAAACUUAAACGAAUAGAUUAUAUCGGAACAAUAGUUGUAGUUGGAUCUACUAUAGCACUUUUAUUACCAUUGAAUUGGGGAGGAAAUGAAUACCCGUGGAGUUCUCCCGUAAUUAUCGUAUUAUUAGUUGUUGGAUUCGUUGGAUAUAUAAUAUUUGGUCUCGUUGAAACCAAAUUAGCAAUCGAACCCGUUGCUCCUCCACAUUUGUUUAAACGAUUGCAUGUCGUUGGAUGCUUUACUACAAAUUUCUUUCAAGGAAUGGCAUUCUUUUCGUUGGUUUAUUACGUUCCACUUUAUUUCCAAGUCGUAAAAGGUGAUUCUGCCACCACAUCAGGUUUAGAGUUAAUUCCAUUAAUUCUUGGUGUAGUAAUUGCCUCAGUAUCUUCAGGACAAGCCGUAUCACGAACCGACAAAUUCGCUUAUCGUACAUUAAGUAUGACAGGAGCAGCAUUGAUCGCAAUUGGAUCAGGAUUGAUAACUUUAUGGGACGAAAAUAGUGGAAGAGCACCUCAAAUUUGUUAUAUGAUUAUUGCCGGCUUAGGAAUAGGGCUUAUAAUGCAGACCACAUUGCUUUGCGGACAAGGAAUUGUCGAAUAUAAAGAUGUUGCAUCUGUUACUGCUCUUUUAAUGUUCUUUAGAUUAAUUGGUGCCGUAUUUGGUGUUGCAAUAGUUGGCACAAUAUUCUCAAAUGUUCUUACUAAUAAUAUUGAGAAUAUUGCAAUUCCACCUGAACUCGCUGGCGCGGUAAAAGCUUCCGCUACUGUAGUUAAUCAAUUACCAAUAGAAAUAAGGGGUCCAGUUAUUUCCGCUUAUGUUGGUGCUUUAAGAACUGCUUUCACAGCAGAUAUACCAAUAGGUAUAUUAUGUUUCCUUGCUUCACUCUUUAUGGGAAAUCAUAAACCUAGUUUAAGAACUACUGAUACAGUAGUCGCUUUUGAGUAAAUAGAAUUGCAUAUUCACAUACAUAAAAACUGUAAUUUAAUAAUUUGUAUAAUACAUUAUUAGAAAAAAAAAACUCUAUAUAAUUUUAUUUAUUUGUAUGUAAUCCUUAAUUGUGUUUAGAUAAAUAAAAAAUUCAUUGAAAAAAAAA
Molecule: messenger RNA, 1971 nt
Organism: Rhizophagus irregularis DAOM 181602=DAOM 197198
Lineage: Eukaryota; Fungi; Glomeromycota; Glomeromycetes; Glomerales; Glomeraceae
Biological process (GO): transmembrane transport
Cellular component (GO): plasma membrane
Molecular function (GO): transmembrane transporter activity
Source: RefSeq, a predicted model, not a curated record